Molecule: messenger RNA, 1352 nt
Organism: Salarias fasciatus (jewelled blenny)
Lineage: Eukaryota; Metazoa; Chordata; Actinopteri; Blenniiformes; Blenniidae
Gene: rad51ap1
Product: RAD51 associated protein 1
Exons: 9
Coding region: 108-1058 (316 amino acids)
Biological process (GO): double-strand break repair via homologous recombination; interstrand cross-link repair
Molecular function (GO): single-stranded DNA binding; double-stranded DNA binding
Source: RefSeq, a predicted model, not a curated record
GUUCUUUCUGUCAGUUUUUAGCGUUCAUGUAGCACCUAGCAGCGUUAACGUGAUUAUUGUUAUCUAGAAUAAAUACGGCUCCCCCGGAUUUAUAAACUUCUCAAAGCAUGGAUCGUCCUUCCAGGAAAACAAAGACUGUGAAUUACUGUGAAGCCAAAGACUUUGACGACGAUGAGGAUUUUGCGGUUGUGAAGGCACCACCAAACAAAAAGGCCAAGGAGGACCCGAAAAGGGAGCACAAGCAGUCAUCCAGCAAAUCCCUCAGUCAAGAAACCAACUCACAGGCCUCACAAAGUCAGAAAAGCAGAAAACCUCUGGAUGAAAAACUGCUUGAAAGAGAUCUGGAAGCAGCCAUUACACUCUCCAUGCUCAAUGAUACUGGUCUAGAAAAGGAGCCGUCUGACACAAAUAAAGCAGAGAACACAGUUGAGCUGCCAUCGGGUGAAAAUGCAGAUCCUUCAUCUUUACUAAGGUCUAACUGCAGCGUGGAUAGUGAAGUGUUGGGUCUGGACAAAAUCACAUCAGAGAAUCCAAAGAAGGGACAAAAAAAGACAGAAGAGCCGAAGAAAAAGGAUGAAGAUGAUGAUUAUGAACCCAAACUGACUCCAGAUUCAGAAAGCGAUGAAGACUUCAGCGAACCAGAUGAGAGUGACGAAGAGGAGUUCACAGUAAAGAAAACCAGCAAGACUAAGAAAAAGGAGAAGAUAAGCAAGAGUGAGAAACCGAAAACUAGUCCUGCUGCUAACAAAGCAAAGCGGCCGUCGAAGCCAUCGAAGUCCAAAUCAGCAGCAGCUUCCACCCCGGUUAGAAGUCCUCCGUCAGCCAAGCCUGCACCCAGAAGAUCCGUUUCAUCCUCUGCCGUUCCCACGUCGAAGCCUUCAGUGUCUGUGAGCCCAGCAGGGGGCAGAGUGCCAAAGUGGAACCCACCAGCUCAGAUCGGUAAAAGUCCCACAUCCUGCCAGCGUCCAGCAGGACCGUCUCCCGGUCAGGGUCUGCGGCUCGGACUGUCGCGCCUCGUUCGAGUCAAACCUCUUCACCCCAGUGUUGCCAGUCACUGAGUGGACUAUUGCUGCUCUUCUGGGUUGUUUUUUUUUUUUUUUUUUUUUUUUCUGAGCAGAUUUUUUUUUGUGUAAAUAAGCAUUUCCUUUUUUACUGCAUAACUCCGCUGGAUCAGUUGUCUUCUCCACCUGACUCUCUUCAGGUCUCCCUGCCAAGCACAAGUUUCAGGAAGUGAUCACUGAAUCCACAGACUGAAAUCAUUUAUUUCUUUUGCUUCGCUGCAGCAAGUUCACAUCAGGUUUCUUAGUUUUAGUUGUAUCUCCAUAACAUCUAACGUCAUUCAAGGCAUAUUU